UCCCAGCUCCGAACGCGAUCGGCAACAAUGUUUACGUUCCGGGGAUUAUGACGUCGCCGCCCUCCUCCUCCUCCCCCCCCCUCCCCAGUGAAAAUGGUUUCCUAGGACUUUGCAAAACGGAUCUCCCCAAAGUGUUGGUGCAAAAAACUUUGUAGACCUCGGCUGGGGCUUUUUUUUUCGGCUUCUUUUUCUUUCAGAUUCUGUUUUUGUUUUGUUCCUUCGGUCAUUCUUCCUUCCCCCUCGGGGCCAAAAUGCAGGGGGCAGGAGUGUUGCCAAUUAAUUGGUGAACUCUCCCAAAAAAAAUGGAGGCAGAGAAAGGCUCUGGACGAAGAUUGCGCUCUAUCAACCGUCAGGGAUAUGACGAGAACGAGGACUCUUCGGACGUGGAAGAGAUCGUGAGUGUCAGGGGUUUCAGCCUGGAGGAGAAACUCCGCAGCCACCACUACCAGGGGAACUUCGUCCGCGUCAUGGACGGGAAAGAUUUCAACUUUGAGUACGUACAAAGAGAAGCCCUCAGAAUGCCUCUGGUCUUCCCAAAUCCCGAUGGACUAGGAAUUAAGAUGCCUGACCCUGAUUUUACUGUUCGAGACGUCAAACUCCUAGUGGGGAGUCGGAGACUGGUGGAUGUGAUGGAUGUCAACAGCCAGAAGGGCACGGAGAUGAGUAUGUCCCAGUUUGUGCGCUACUAUGAGAUGCCCGAGACCCAGCGAGAGAAGUUGUACAACGUCAUCAGCCUUGAAUUCAGCCACACCAAGCUGGAGAACCUGGUCAAGCGGCCCAAUGUGAUCGACUUGGUGGACUGGGUAGACAACAUGUGGCCCCAGCACUUGAAAGAGAAGCAGACGGAGUCUACCAAUCUCAUUGCAGAGAUGAAGUACCCCAAGGUUAAGAAGUACUGUCUGAUGAGCGUCAAAGGCUGUUUCACAGACUUCCAUAUUGAUUUUGGAGGCACUUCUGUCUGGUACCACGUCUUUCGGGGGAAGAAGAUCUUCUGGCUGAUUCCUCCAACCUUGCACAACUUGGAACUCUAUGAAGAGUGGGUACUUUCAGGAAAACAAAGCGACAUCUUCCUGGGAGACCGCGUUGAACAAUGCCAAAGAAUUGAGCUGACACAGGGCUACACUUUUUUUAUCCCCUCCGGCUGGAUCCAUGCUGUCUACACGCCCGUAGACUCCCUGGUGUUCGGCGGAAACAUCCUGCAUAGCUUUAAUGUGCCCAUGCAGCUGCGCAUCCAUGAGAUAGAGGACAGGACCCGGGUGCAAGCCAAAUUCCGGUACCCUUUCUACUAUGAGAUGUGUUGGUAUGUUUUGGAGAGAUACGUACACUGCGUGACCCAGCGUUCCCACCUCACUCCGGAGUACCAGAGAGAAUCAAUGCUCAUUGAUGCCUCGAGAAAACCCAGUAUAGACGGCUUCUCAUCUGAUUCCUGGCUGGAGAUGGAUGAAGAAUCCUGUGAGCUGCAUCCCCAGGAGGAAGAGAAGGAAAAGAAGGAGAAGGAGGAGAAGGAGAAAGAGGAGAAGGAGGAGAAGGAAAAGGAAGGGAAGGAGAAAGAGAAAGAAGAGAAGGAGAAGGAGGAGAGUGUAGACAAGACACCCAAGCCGCCCCCAAAUGCCACCGCCUCUCCUACCAGCACACCCUUGGAGGGCCAGGAGGCCAUUAUGAAAAAGCCCAAAGCAGCUGCCUUGCGGUACCUCAAAAGGACUUUGUCCAAUGAGUCGGAUGAGAGCGUCAAGUCUGCCAUGACCACGGACUAUCCCAAAACCCCAACAGGCUCCCCUGCCACAGAAGUCUCCACCAAGUGGACUCACCUCACAGAGUUUGAGCUGAAGGGUCUGAAAGCCUUGGUUGAGAAACUUGAAUCUCCGGAGAACAAGAAAUGUGUUCCGGAGGGGAUUGAAGAUCCCCAGGCACUUCUGGAGGAUGUGAAGAAUGUCCUGAAGGAGCAUGCUGAUGAUGACCAAAGCCUGGCAAUCACUGGUGUGCCUGUGGUCACGUGGCCCAAGAAGACAGCCAAGAACCGGGCAGUAGGUCGGCCCAAGGGGAAGCUGGGCCCAGCCUCCGCGGUGAAGUUGGCCGCCAAUCGGACGACGGCGGGGGCGCGCCGGCGACGGACGAGAUGCCGCAAGUGCGAGGCCUGCCUGCGCACCGAGUGUGGCGAGUGUCACUUCUGCAAGGACAUGAAGAAGUUUGGGGGGCCCGGGCGGAUGAAGCAGUCCUGCAUCAUGAGGCAGUGCAUUGCGCCGGUGCUGCCCCACACGGCCGUGUGUCUGGUGUGUGGCGAGGCGGGCAAGGAGGACACCGUGGAGGAGGAGGAGGGCAAGUUUAACCUCAUGCUCAUGGAGUGCUCCAUCUGCAACGAAAUCAUCCACCCUGGAUGCCUUAAGGUGAAGGAGUCGGAUGGCGUGGUCAACGACGAGCUCCCCAACUGCUGGGAAUGUCCCAAGUGCAAUCACGCCGGCAAGACUGGGAAACAAAAGCGCGGCCCCGGGUUCAAGUACGCCUCGAACCUACCCGGCUCGCUGCUCAAGGAGCAGAAGAUGAACCGGGACAACAAGGAAGGGCCAGACUCGGUCAAACGAAGAGGAGAGUGCGAAGAGGCCGGUCGGCGGAAGUCCGAAGAGCACACCAAGAAGGUGCCUGCCGACACCAUCCUUCGCCGGAAGUCUGACGAGGUGCACCUGAGGAGGAAGCGGAAAUUCGAGAAGCCCCAGGAGAUGAACACCCGGAAGCGGCUAAAACUUGGCAAGGAGGAGAAGCUUUUCAGGAAAAAGCGGCGGUCCUGGAAGAAUGCGGAGGACCGGGGGGCGCUGGCCCACAAGCCCCCUCGGCGCUUCAAGCAGGAGCCCGAGGAAGACCUGCCCGAGGCGCCCCCCAAGAGCAAGGAGAGCGACCAGUCGCGCUCCAGCUCCCCCACCGCGGGGCCCAGCACCGAGAGCGCCGAGGGCCCCGACAAGAAGAUGAAGGUGCGCCGGAAGCGGCGGCUGCCCAACAAGGAGCUGAGCAAGGAGCUGAGCAAGGAGCUGAACCAGGAGAUCCAGAAGACCGAGAACAGCCUGGCCAACGAGAACCACCAGCCCAUCAAGUCAGAGCCCGAGAGCGAGAACGAGGAGCCCAAGCGCGUGCUGGGGGUGGGGGAGCGGCCCCCCCGCUUCAGCAAGGGGCUCAACGGGGCCCCCCGCGAGCCGCGGCACCCCCUGGUGCCCAGCCUGCGCAGCCCCCCCCGCGGCCCCACGCGGCCCCCACCCUCCCUGUCCCCACCCAAGUGCAUCCAGAUGGAGCGGCACGUCAUCCGCCCGCCGCCCAUCAGCCCCCCGCCGGACUCGCUGCCCCUGGAUGACGGCGCCGCGCACGUCAUGCAGCGGGAAGUGUGGAUGGCCGUGUUCAGCUACCUCAGCCACAGCGACCUCUGCGUCUGCAUGCGGGUCUGCAAGACUUGGAACCGCUGGUGCUGCGAUAAGCGGUUGUGGACCAAAAUCGACCUGAACCAUUGUAAAUCCAUCACCCCGCUGAUGCUCAGCGGCAUCAUCCGCCGCCAGCCCGUGACCCUGGACCUCAGCUGGACCAACAUCUCCAAGAAGCAGCUCAGCUGGCUCAUCAACAGGCUGCCGGGGCUCCGGGACCUGCUGCUGUCCGGCUGCUCCUGGAUCGCCGUCUCCGCCCUGUGCAGCUCCAGCUGCCCUCUGCUGCGCACCCUGGACGUGCAGUGGGUGGAAGGACUCAAGGAUGCCCAGAUGCGGGACCUUCUGUCCCCCCCCACAGACAACCGGCCAGGCCAGAUGGACAACAGGAGCAAACUGCGCAACAUCGUGGACCUGCGCCUGGCCGGCCUGGACAUCACAGACGCCUCCCUGCGGCUCAUCAUCCGCCACAUGCCGCUGCUCUCCAGGCUGCACCUCAGUUACUGCAACCACGUCACCGACCAGUCCAUCAACCUGCUGACCGCCGUGGGGACGACCACCCGCGACUCCCUCACCGAGAUCAACUUGUCAGACUGCAAUAAGGUCACUGACCAGUGCCUGUCCUUCUUCAAACGCUGCGGGAACAUCUGCCACAUCGACCUGAGGUACUGCAAGCAGGUGACCAAGGAGGGCUGCGAACAGUUCAUAGCCGAGAUGUCCGUGAGCGUACAGUUUGGGCAGGUGGAAGAAAAACUCCUCCAGAAACUGAGCUAGUGCAAGGCCAGGUGUGUAAAUAGGGCGGGGAGGGCCGAGCUGCGGGGCUUCUUGUACACUUGGAACUUGGACUUGCAGAGGAGAGCAAAGAUCCCAUUUCACAAGCCCCGUGGAGCGAGCGACCCCACAAAGGACUGAGUUCACCUCCCACGCUGUGGGUGCCCGGCGCUGGGCACGGCAUGCCGCGCUCCCCCGCCUUCCUGCGAUUCCUGAGAACGAUGGCGGCUGGGGGAGGGGUGGGGUGGGGGGAGGGAAGGACAGACUGUCGAGAUAUUAUUUAAAGUACCAGAGCAUGAGCUUGGAAGUGUACAUUUUUUUAUUUCUGCUCCUCUGUUUCCCACGGCGACCCCCUCCCCCUGCCAAGUUUUUAGUAUCUUUUCCAAUGGACCACAAGCUGCAUUUCUGCCGCCUCGACCCAUCCUUUUUUGUUUUGUUUUUGUUACAUGAGACAUGAUGCAGAACUAUUUUUGUACAAAUUGUUUAAAGGUUAUUUAUGCAACAUUUGAAUGCACACCAGUGUUGUUUUUCAUUUUUGAUUUUGGUUUGGGAUUGCCAACAUUUAUGGUCUCCUUAAGUAAGGUAGGAGAGAACGUAACCUAGACUUCAUAGAUAAAAGUAAUCCAUCAACAAUGUGCCCAGGUCUGGCAAAGUAGGCUCACACUUUCAAUUUAAAAGCAUGUUUGAAUGGAAGUUUAUAUCCUGCUUUGUAGCCUUCAGAAGUGACAUAAGCAUGUGGUGGGAAAACGGCGUCGAUUCCAGUCGAAGUACGACGUUGGGCCGAGUUUUCUCUGUAUACGAUUCACCUUUUUCUUCAAGAUUUUCCAGUUCCCGUUCUAGCUUUUGCACACAGGAGAUUUUUGCUCCAGCAUGAGCUCUUGUUACUCUAUAGGCCUAAUUUAUACAGUGAGUCAAGCCGUAGAAUAAAUGGUCAAACAUAGUCUCUUUUCUCCUUUCCUUUCCCAUGUGAGUGGAGUUCUCGGUCCAGGUUUUCUGCCACGAUUCCUUGUUGUACGAUUCUGCAUUCAUAAGUGCCAUUGUUGUAAGGUGGUGUUUUCGUAGCCCUUCCAGAUGAAGUUUUACCUUUGUUGAAUUUCUAUAAAUGAUUGUACAAAAGACAA
Molecule: messenger RNA, 5290 nt
Organism: Monodelphis domestica (gray short-tailed opossum)
Lineage: Eukaryota; Metazoa; Chordata; Mammalia; Didelphimorphia; Didelphidae
Source: RefSeq, a predicted model, not a curated record